Messenger RNA from Malania oleifera, 1309 nucleotides. Its product is annotated as chorismate mutase 3, chloroplastic. NCBI's taxonomy places the organism in Eukaryota, Viridiplantae, Streptophyta, Magnoliopsida, Santalales, Ximeniaceae. The transcript has 6 exons. Gene Ontology annotation, cellular component: cytoplasm. The record is from RefSeq and is a predicted model, not a curated record. Gene Ontology annotation, molecular function: chorismate mutase activity. Gene Ontology annotation, biological process: chorismate metabolic process; aromatic amino acid biosynthetic process. Bases 1 to 1179 code for a protein of 392 amino acids.
AUGCCUCAUCCCUUAAUUAAUAGGGAGAUUUCCAGUCACUUGACUUUUUAUUCACCUCCGCAUGCAGGUUUUCGGGGACGCAGAGGUAAGAACAUUCAUUCUACCAUAGCUGUUCUCUGCAAAAUCCCAACUGGGCCAUCUCCUUUCCUUCGCUUCAGUCUCUGUUGGGUGUCAAAUACAACCAUUAUGCUUCUUUUCCAACCGUCAACAAUGGACGCUAAGCUCUCCAGAGCUUCUAUUCCGGCUACUUCAGCCCCCGGCGCUUUAAAAUCCUCAAUGCUCGAUUUGCAAUGCGCGAAUCAGAUAAACUGUAAACCCACUUACGAGAAAUCGGGUUUUGUGAGAAAUGGGUAUCGUCCUCUUCAAGCUUCACUGAUUUCUCCUAUCAGAUUUACAAGGAAAAAAAAGGUGGAUGAAAGUGACACAUUGACCCUAGAAAGUAUAAGACACUCAUUAAUCAGACAAGAUGAUAGCAUAAUAUUUAGUCUUAUGGAGAGGGCUCAAUAUUGUUAUAAUGAAGAAACAUAUGACCAUAAUGCGUUCUCCAUGGACAGGUUUCGUGGCUCUUUGGUUGAGUUCAUAGUCAAGGAAACUGAAACUCUAAGUGCCAAGUUGGGCAGAUACAAGAGUCCAGAUGAGCACCCUUUCUUUCUGCUUGACCUACCUGAACCAAUGCUUCCAACUUUGCAAUUCCCGCAGGUUUUGCAUCCAUGUGCUGAUAGAAUCAAUCUAAACAAUAAGGUUUGGAAUGUGUAUUUUAGAGAUCUUCUUCCAAGACUGGUUAAAGCUGGAAAUGAUAAUAAUUGCGGAUCAGCUGCUGUUUGCGACACAAUUUGCUUGCAGGCACUUUCAAAGAGAAUUCAUUAUGGUAAAUUUGUAGCAGAGGCAAAGUUUCGAGAGUCCCCAGCCAUCUACGACGCUGCCAUUAAAGUGCAAGACAGGGCUCAACUGAUGGCCCUACUGACUUAUGAAACUGUUGAAGAAGCUGUCAAGAAGAGAGUAGAGAUGAAAGCAAAAACAUAUGGCCAGGAGGUCAGUAGAGACCAAGAGGACGAUAAUGAUGCAACUGGUCCUGUGUACAAAAUCAAACCUAGUUUAGUUGCCAAUCUAUAUGAAGAGUGGAUCACGCCCCUGACAAAGGAAGUUCAGGUUGAAUACUUAUUGAGAAGGUUGGAUUAAAUAAGUAAUUCGCAGUUUGAUCGUAUCUGCCUGAUUUCAGAUUGUCGAACUCAUCGUUCAUGAGUGUUAAUCCAUAAAAUUACAGCCUCUUUUUUCCCUUUUUUUCAAAUGGGAAAGUUCUAGCCUAAAA